AUGGUCUACGCGAGCCUCUACCUCCUGGUACCCUACAUUGUGAGGACCAUACUAUAUCCGGCCUGCUUCACGCCCGACUGCUACGACUUCCCCAGGGAACUGUCCAUGGCCAUGAACGUGGCCGAAGAUCCCUGCACCGACUUCUAUCAGUUCGUGUGCGGCCGCUGGAGUAAGGUUCACCCCGUGGACAAGAACCAGUUUACCAGCCUCCAGCGCAAGAUCUUCUUCAGCCUCUACGACGACAUCCGCAAGGGGCCCUGGAACCAACAGAGCGCCCGCGAGAAGUCCGCCAUCGCUCUGAGCAUGUGCGAGGACAUCUUCAUCAACCGCCAGGAAUACCUGGACGACCUCCGCAACGUCCUCAGUCAGCACCAAUUAGGCUGGCCCGACAUUCCCGACACAGACGUGGACGUCCUGGACGUCCUCGUGGGGCUCGCGCUGGACGCAGACAUCCACCUCCUCUUCCAGAUGAAGCUUGUGCCAAACUUCAAACAGGACGACCGGCUUAUACUGUCCCUGAGCCAAAGUCCCAGUUUGAUACUCUGGUUCCAAACCCGGGCCCUACACCUCGCCGGACCAUCGUUGGGAGAAGCCCUGCUACAGGUCGCCAAUGCGCUGGGCUCGGGACAGGACUACACUGCCUUGGUGGAAUCCCUGCUCAAGACGGACACGAACCUUAUGUCUAUGUACUUCGAGGGAAGGGACAAGGACCUGAUCGGCUACUCCCAGUUCCAGGAGCUUGGCGACCUAACCUCAGGCCGGAUCUCGUCCGAGCGAUGGCUGGAGGCCGUUAACAGGCACCUGCCGCAGGAAGCCCAGAUGACAGCCCAGAACGAGUUGUACAUCAUCGGCACGGCCUGCCUUGCAGUGACCAGUCGCUUCCUAAACAAGUACGCCAGAGAGACCCACCGACUGCGCUCUUUUCUAGGCUGGCAUGUUGUGCGCACUUUGUUGCCACUGGCUUCCUACCGGUUGACCAAGAAGCUGAUGGGAGAGUCCAGCGAGCCCCAAAUGGCCAUCACGUACCUUGAAUCCUGUAUCGGACGCGUGUCUGACAUCGCGCCCUACGCUCUGGCGCACUUUUUUUUCGGCAAGUUCCUGACGGAAACGGCGCUCAGGACAGCCGAGUCGCUCGUCAACGGCAUCCGAGAGGCGUCCCUGUUGUCCUUCCGCAAUUUGUCCUGGAUGGAGGAAGGCACCAGACGCGAGGCCCUGCACAAGCUCGCCUCGCUCCACAAGGUCGUCGCCUUUCCCAAGGGCCUGUCAUCCAAAGAGGCUAUAGACAACCAUUACUCUUAUCUUCCCGAAUUCAGAAAACAACAUGAUUUUUGUAUUUUCGUUCACAAAAACCUGAACAGCCACAGUGACUGCCAGUAUCUCAACGUGUACGUGUGUGCGCGCCGCAGGGAACCGUUUCUACGCACAUACACGGAAUCUCUGCGCGCCGCACUCGUGCAAUCCAAGCCGCUGCUGCGAGGCGGGCGGGGCAACAACUCCAUCAACCGCGAGCUGUACCUGCACACGCCACUGAUCGCCGUGAACGCGUUCUACAUGUUCGUGUACCACGUGAUGUUCAUCAUGCCCUCCAUCCACUUCCCGCCCUACUUCGACAGCAGGAUGCCGCUCGCCGCUCGCUACGGCGGCCUCGGUCACGUGAUCGGUCACGAGAUCACUCACGUCUUUGAUCCCUUCAUGGGCAACAUGGACGAGACGGGAGUCAAGGUGAACUGGUUUUCGGACGUGUCUCGGGUUCGCUUCAUCGGCCGUCUCGAGUGCCUGGUGCGCCAGUACAGCGAGGCCUCGCACAGCUACCGAGAGCCCACCUCGCUGACCCUGUCCGAGGACUUCGCCGAUGACAGCGGCUUGGAGCAGACCUUCGCGGCUUACCGAAGCGUGGUGCCCAGAGGGGACGCGAGUUCGGGCGUCGGCACGCUGGAGAACGACCAGCUCUUCUUUAUGGCCACGUGCCACAAGUGGUGCUCGGCGCGGCUCGAAGGGAAGAGCGCCUACUACUCCCCGAAGAACAUGCGGUGCAACGUGCCGCUCAUGAACAGCUGGGACUUUGCCAGGGCCUUUGACUGCAAGCCCGGAAGUCCCAUGAACCCGGUCCACAAGUGCUCCUUCAAAUGA
Ixodes scapularis (black-legged tick) is the source of this 2130-nucleotide messenger RNA. RefSeq names its product neprilysin-1-like. Gene Ontology annotation, biological process: protein processing. Gene Ontology annotation, cellular component: plasma membrane. Gene Ontology annotation, molecular function: metalloendopeptidase activity. Lineage: Eukaryota; Metazoa; Arthropoda; Arachnida; Ixodida; Ixodidae. The coding region runs from base 1 to 2130 and encodes 709 amino acids. The transcript has 4 exons. The record is from RefSeq and is a predicted model, not a curated record.